This is a messenger RNA of Durio zibethinus, 1161 nucleotides long. RefSeq lists its product as uncharacterized. Lineage: Eukaryota; Viridiplantae; Streptophyta; Magnoliopsida; Malvales; Malvaceae. The record is from RefSeq and is a predicted model, not a curated record.
AAAAAAAAAAAACCUAAACUUUGCAAAUGCUUUUAUAACCAAUGCUUUGUCCUUUCCUAUGCAUUUCUCCUUUCCUUGGUCUUAACAUAAACUCACUGCUCUUCCUUUCCUUCCCCUCCUUCCCUGUAGUAUGAGAUCAAUGUCUGUAACACGCUCCUUUCCUCUUCAUGUUCCGGUUACAACAUCUAGUCCACUUAUAAAACGUGCCAACAAGAUUGUGAUGCUUAAACACAACCAAGUUCCUGGGAAGAAAGCAUCUGCACUUCGGAUCAGAUCCAUCUCCAAGAACAAGGUUUUCGAGGAUCAGUCAGUGGGUGUAAUCUGCUAUAGAGAUGAGAAUGGAGAAAUAGUUUGUGAAGGGUAUGAUGAGGGCCCUCGUUUUCGUCAACAGAUUCCUGGAACAUUUUAUAAUCUGAGAGAUGCAGAGAUCUUUGAUCUUCUACAAAAUAGAUGGCUUCAAAUUGUUAAUGGUGGCGGAUUCAGCAAUGCUAAUAAAGGUGCUUUUAUUGUGCAAGAUGACUUCAAUUGGAAUGAUUUUAACAAAUUCCACUAAUAGAAAGCCUGGCUAUUGCCUGAUUCCACAGAUUUCAUGAAAUAAUUGUUUCUGCAGCAUGUACAAGAAGACACUCGAAUUAUUAAGAUUGUAUAUAGAUAGCAGAGAAGCUCUCUCUUGUUAUUACUUUGUUUUUGCAUUAUGGAGGAUCAAAGCUCACAGCCCCUUCAGGUUUCUUGAUAUUUUUCAUGAAAUACCUCUUCUGGUUACAGGGUAACAGCAGUUUGAAUGCAUUAUUCUUGCAUCCUAAAAGUUGCUGUCUGGACUCUGGACAGCCAUUUGUGUGAUAAAAGGUCAAAUAAAUCAAAGCUUGGAACUUUAUUAUAAAUGAUAUUAUUGAAUAAUUUGAUUUCUCAGAUUAGCAAAAAUUUCAAGUUUAUCUCUCCAUGUCUAAUAAAAUAAACUCAUUCCUAUUAUCAGAUAAGAAAACAUAUUCAGCAGAUGUUUAGUGCUGGAAACACUUCAUAGCCAUUCAAUUCUGAAUCAGCCAGACCAGUUUGUACAAGUAAAUGACCCAAUAAACGGAAUCACAAUUCCUUACCACCCAUCAGCUUUGACUAUUGUAAAUGGAAACCUGAACAAUUAAUGAAUAAAAUGCAACAUGCAAU